Molecule: messenger RNA, 11418 nt
Organism: Alligator mississippiensis (American alligator)
Lineage: Eukaryota; Metazoa; Chordata; Crocodylia; Alligatoridae
Product: receptor-type tyrosine-protein phosphatase V
Exons: 39
Coding region: 848-7675 (2275 amino acids)
Biological process (GO): protein dephosphorylation; angiogenesis
Molecular function (GO): protein tyrosine phosphatase activity; cadherin binding
Source: RefSeq, a predicted model, not a curated record
GCACCAGUUCCGGCAACUCAGCAGAGCUCAUUCUUGUGGCCAGAAAGGGCUUCAGCAUCCUAGAGACCUACCCACAGGAACGCACAGCCACCAGCGCGCACACACUCUCACAGACAAGGCACGUCCACAGGGGCACACCCACAGCAGAGGCAAGCACGCCCCUAGGAGAAACACUGGCAGGCAAAGCUCUCACACACUGCAAAGCAGACCCACGUAGACAAGGCACACGUAGUGACCGCGAGCGCAAACACACAUGCACAGAAACACUGGCAAGCAAGGCUAACAGAUGCUGAGAAUUUGACCCAAGGCAAACACACAUACAUAUACAUACACACACACACACAAGCAUCUACAGGAACGCACACAAACAGGGACAUUAGAGGCAGAUCCACGCAGGCAAAAAAAACCACAGAUGCACAUGUUCUGAGGAACAAUCACAGAUUUACAAACAGGACACCAAGAAAUGCACACAAGGAAACACACUUACUGAAGAACUCAUUCUUUCUCUCUUCCUCUCCUCCUCCCCCUGUCUUUUCUCCCUCUCCCCCCCCCUUUCACAAACAAACACGCACGCACGCACGCACAUACAUUAAAGCACUUCCAAACUCUCCUACCCCAGGCAAGCACGCGCUAUCCCUGCCUAAGGGCUACUGGCUCUUGAUUUAUCUGCUGCAGGAAGGCAUCAAGAAUGUAGCCCCACCAAUUCCAGUCCACCCCAUGCCAGCUUGGAGGGCAUAGGAUAGGUAGCCCUGACCUGCCACAGGGAACAGAGCUGGCCAGGGAGGAUUGCAUCUAGGAGGGCCACAAACUUGCUGUUCCUCUUCUCUGCAGAACCUCCAGGCUCUCGAUGGAGCUGCUGCUGCUGUUGCUGCCCAUCUUGUGGCCAUCCUGGCUCCCAGGUACCCAGGCAAAGGUUGACAGAUGCAAUGAGACAGCCUCAGAGGGGCCUGCAGAGGUUGAAGCAAUGCCUAGCAAGAGUGGGACCCUCCUAAAUGUGAGUGUCAGUGACCAGGGCCGCUCGGACUCUCUCUUCCUGUCCUGGGAUGAACCAGAGGGGGACGCUCUGGGCUACUCCCUGGCCCUCUACACGCUGGACCCGGACUUGCUGCUGCAGAAUGGAUCAGCUGGACCCAACGCCACCAGCUUCCAGUUCCAAGGGCUCGUUCCAGGGACGCGCUAUCGUGCUGAGGUCACUGCUGCUCUAACUUGUGCAGCAGUCAGAGAGGUGGUGACUGGACAGACAAGCCCAUCACCUGUACACAACGUGAGCCUGAGCAACCGUGGGAGCACCUCAGCCCUGCAUGCCUCCUGGGUGGAUGCCUCCGGCAAAAAGGAUGGCUACCGGCUCGUCCUCUAUCACCUUGAUUCCCAGGUGGCUGUGCGCAAUGAGUCUGUCCUCGCAGAUGUCUCCACGUUCCUGUUUGAGGGGCUGCUGGCUGGCAGUGAGUAUGCCCUGAAGAUCACCACGCUAGCCGGAGCUAGCCAGGCCAGCACCAGCCUCCACCAGUGGACAGCACCCUCUGCCCCAGAAGAACUGAGGCUCCAGAACCUGGGCUCCAGCACCAGCCUCUUUGCCUCCUGGACCAGUGCUGGGGGAGCUGCCUGGCUGCACCUCAAGCUUCACAGCCUCCUCUCCUCAAAAGUGAGCAAGGCCAUAUCCACCAAGAGAGGCCUCACCAACUACACCUUCCAGCACCUGGACCCUGGCACCGAGUAUCACCUGGCGGUGAGUGCCACGGCUGGAACCUACAUGGCAUCAGGACCCAAUGCCACAGCCUGGACAUGCCCACUAAGCCCAACCAAUGUGUCCUUGAGCAGUGGUGGGGACAAUGGCUCCUUGCAAGCUCAGUGGAGCUCCCCAGCUGGGAACAGAGACUUUUAUCUGGUGACCUUGCAGCAGGACGAGAGUAAAACCCCCACCAGGAAUGUGUCUGUGGGAGGAGACAGCACUCGCAUCACAUUUCACAGUCUGAGCCCUGGGACGCAGUACACCGUGCAGGUGACAGCAAUGGCUGGCCCUUACAGAGCAUCUUCCCAGAGUGCAGCCACCUGGACACAACCUGUAGCACCACCUGGUGCAAGCCUCUCCAGCCAGGGAAGCCCCUCUACCCUGCACGCUUGUUGGGAGGAGGCUACUGGAUCAGGAUAUAAGGUAGAGCUAUACACCAUGGAGCCUCAUGUACUGGUGUUGAGCAGUUCUGUACAGAGAAGCAUCACCAACCUUACCUACGAGGGGCUGAGCCCAGGGACCCAGUACACCCUUGUGAUCAGGACGAUAGCUGGGCUGCAUGCCUCUCCACCCCUGCGGAUCGCCAAUUGGACAUAUCCAUUGCCACCAGAAGAGCUGAGCCUCAGCAACCGUGGACACAGCACCUCAUUGUACGCCUCCUGGAAAGGAGCUCCUGCUGUCAGUAUCAUUCACUACAGAGGUGUCCUUUUUGAGACCAAGUCUCAGGUACAGAUCAGAAAUGUGUCCCUGGAGAAAAGCUGGACUAAUAUCACCUUUGAGGGGCUGAGCCCUGGGCUUCAGUACACCCUGGAGAUGACUGCUGUGGCUGGACCUUACAAAUCCCCCAUGUGCACAGCCAUGGACUGGACAUACCCUUUGGCUCCAUCUGGCGUGACUCUGACCACUAAAAAACAUUCCUUCGGUCUCUCUGCCUUUUGGGACAAGGCUUCUGGUGACAGGGACCAGUUCCUACUCCAGCUGUACAGCAGGGAGCACCCAGUGCAAAGGAACAUCUCAGUUGGGCCGGACACCCAGAACUUCACUUUCCUAGGGCUUCUUCCUGGAACUCAGUAUUUCCUAGAGGUGACAGCACUGGCAGGGCCUUACAGCGCCUCAUCACAGCCUGCAACCGAGUGGACAUACCCUUUGUCACUGGCUAAUGUGAGUGUAAGCCAAGGCCAGAGCCCCCAGGAGCUGCAUGUGAGCUGGAUGGAGUCAGGUGGGGGCAGAGACCACUGGGUGCAGCUCUAUGCCGAUGAAUCGCUGUCCAUCAUCAGGAAUGUGUCUGUGCCACGCGGUGUCACCCAUGUGGAUCUGGAUGGUCUUGUGCCCGGGGCACGGUAUCGUGUGGAGAUCAUCUCUCAGGCCGGACCCCACCGCACCUCUUCCCAGACAGCCAUCGGCUACACAGCCCCACUGAUGCCGCUCCACCCACUGGUAACCAAUGGUGGCAGCACCUCGGCUCUGGCUGUGCACUGGGAAGCUCCUGCUGGGCAGAGAGAUGGAUACCUGGUGAACGUGUCUGACGAGGGCUCCUCGGCUGCAAGGAGACGUGUGGCUGCAGGGAAGAAUAGCACCAGUGUCACCGUGGUGGGGCUAGCACCAGGAUCUUGCUACCACGUUGAACUCUGGGCAGUGGCCGGAGCCUACAGCUCUGACCUCCAGAACAUCACUGGCUGCACAGUUCCUGCUGCUCCGAUGAACGUGAGCCUCACCAAUGCAGGCAGCUCCUCAGUGCUGCAUGCUGCCUGGGCUGAGCCUCCUGGGGGCCGGGACUACUACAGGGUUAUUCUAUACAGCCUGGCAUCCCAGACCACAGAGCGAACUCAGUCUUUGGGGCCUGGUGCCGAGAACAUCACCUGGACACACUUGGCUGCGGGAAGCAAGUUCGCUGUGCAGGUCACUGCUGUCAAAGGCCCAUAUGAAUCCUCCUCUCCUAACAUCACCCAAUGGACCUACCCCCUGGCCCCUGCUAACCUCACCUUGGCCAGCCCCUCUGCUUUCACCCUGCAGGCCUCCUGGACAGGGGCAGAGCAGGGAGGUGAGGGCUACACCGUGGAGCUGUAUGAGACCUCCUCUGGCAGCCUUGCCAGCCGGGUCUCACUUGGCUGGGAUGCAAGGAACCACACCUUCUGGAGCCUGAGCCCAGGCACCUGUUACAGCAUGAGAGUGAGCGCUGCAGCGGGGCCUUAUCAUGCCAUUGCCCCCAACCUCACCCACUGGACACGUCCUCUGGCCCCACCAGCUGUGCACCUGGUGAAUGAGGGGCACCCUGACAGGCUGAGCGCAUCAUGGGGAGCAGUGGCAGGGAGCCAAAACAGCUACACGCUAAUCCUGUGCCACGCGGGAUCAGGCACCAUGGUUACAAGGACCUCUCUUGGGAAAGAUGCCCACAACUUCACCUUUGAAGAUCUGGCCCCAGGACAUGAGUACUUGCUGGAGGUUGUCUCCGCAGCUGGACCCUAUUGGGCAUCAGCUGCCAACGUCAGCAAUUGGACCUGCCCUCUGGCCCCAUUGGCCCUGCGCCUAGUGAACGAGGAGCACCCCGACAGGCUGAGUGCAUCCUGGGAAGCUGCAGCAGGGAGCCGAGACAGCUACAUGCUAACCCUGUACCAUGCAGGAUCAGGCACUGUGGUGGCAAGUGUCUCCCUUGGGAAAGAUGCCCACAACUUCACCUUUGUGGGCCUGGCCCCAGGACACAGGUACAUCCUGGAAGCCGUCUCCAAGGCUGGGCCCUGCUUGAUGCCCGCGAGGAACAUCAGUGACUGGACAUACCCGCUGCCACCCCUUAAUGUGUACGUGACAAACCAGGGGCACCCUGACAGGCUGAUGGCAUCGUGGGGUGCAGCUGCUGGAGAACGAGAUGGCUACCUGCUCACCCUGUACUAUGCAGGCUCGGGUUCUGUGGCAGCCAAUGCUUCUGUUGGGAGAGAUGCCAACAAGUUCACCUUCUCACGCCUGGCUCCAGGGCACAAGUAUUUGCUAGAGGUGGUCUCUAUGGCUGGGCCGUACAUGGCAUCAGCAGGCAACAACAGUGACUGGACAACCCCCUUAGUCCCAGCGGAUCUCUCUGCGGUGAUUGGGGAGAAUCGCACGCUGCUGUCGGUGUCAUGGGGACCCUCCUCCAGCCAGCAGGACUACUGCCAGCUAUGGCUGCGUGAACCUGGGAACAGCACUCUCCCACAACGGCACACCCUGGCCCAGGGGCAGGUCCAGCAUGUGUUCUGGGGGCUGGUCCCAGGCAGAAAUUACUCGGUUUCCUUGAGCUGCGUGGCCGGGCCGUAUUGGAGCAGCACAGGAGUCUUGGUAGUGCCAGUAGAACCCAACCCGGUGAAGGACAUGCAGUGUCUGCCUGACUCCAAGGCCUUCUACCUGAACUGGACAGUGCCCAGUGGAGACGUCGAGGCCUACGAGCUCAUGGUAGAGAGACCGUCCAGUGGAGCUCUCCAGCCUGAGAUCCACAUGAGCAUUCCCGGGAGUGAGGCCAGUCUGGAGGGCUUGGUGCCAAACUCUUCGUACCGAAUCAGCCUGAGAGUGCUGGGCAGGAAUGGGAUGCGGAGCUGGGCCGUGACUCUUCUCUGCAACACUUCAGUGGAGGUCCUGCCCCCACCGGUUCUAGCAGACGUCCUCCAGUUCGAGGCUGGCUCCAGAGUUGUCAUCUCCUCUGACAUGUUCAGCGAGGAGAAUGGCCAGAUCCAGUAUUAUGGUGUCAUCGCCACCACCAACGAGUCAUUGCUAAGGCCCACCCAGGAGAUUGUGACCACCACCUGGUAUGACCAUUACUAUGGGCAGGAGGACUCAUACCUCGCUGUGCUUAUCCCCAAUCCUUUCCACCCGAGCCAUAGGAGCACUCCCAAAACGUGGGCCGUGCCAGUGGGAACGGAGGAGUGUGGCCAUUCCCGGAAGACCUGCAAUGGGAAGCUGAAGGCAAAUGUCCAGUACAGAUUCAGCAUUGCUGCUUUCACCAAAUAUGACCAGUUAGACCCUGCUGUGUCAUUCACAUCAUUUUCAGCUGCUGGUGCAGAUGCAACUCCUUUUCCAAUCCCAAUCGUGGCUGGAGUCAUCACAGGUUUUCUCUUGACACUCACAGCAAUCUUUGGAUUGGUCUACUGGAAGCGAGCACGAGCCAAAAGAAACAAGAAGAGUAACUUACCCCAAGAAAUGUCAACUUACAGCUUGAGAAACGUGCAUCGGCCAGUCCCCAUACAGAGCUUCAAACAGUAUUACGAGAUGAAGACAGCAAAUGCCAACAAUGCUUUCUUCCAGGAGUUUGAGGAGCUGAAGGAAGUCGGGAAGGAGCAGCCUAAAGUGGAGGCAGAACUUCCUGCCAAUGUCUCCAAGAACAGACACCCCCAUGUGCUGCCCUAUGACCACUCAAGAGUCAGGCUGAGCCACCUGGAUGGGGAACCCCACUCUGACUACAUCAAUGCCAACUUUGUCCCUGGCUACACCUCCCAACAGGAGUUUAUUGUCACCCAGGGACCUCUGAAGAAAACCAUCGAGGACUUCUGGAGGAUGGUCUGGGAGCAUAAUGUCUGUAACAUCGUCAUGUUGACAGUGGGCAUGGAGAAUGGGCGGGUGCUGUGUGAACACUACUGGCCUUCGGAAUCUGCUCCCGUCUCCUACAGGCAGAUCCGCGUCCACCUGCUGACCCAGAGCAGCUCUGAUGAGUGGACCAUGCGUGAGUUCAAACUCUGGCAUGAGGGCCUGAAGGUGGAGAGACAUGUGACCCACCUACACUACACAGCUUGGCCUGACCAUGGCAUUCCUGAGUCCACAACUUCCAUAAUUGCCUUCAGGGAGCUGGUGCGAGAACACAUCCAGACUGCAAAGGAUUCUGGCCCAACACUGGUGCACUGCAGUGCAGGAGUGGGCCGUAGUGGCACCUUCAUUGCCUUGGACCGGUUGCUGCAGCAGAUGAAGCAGGAGAAGGUGGUGGACGUGUUUGGCACCCUUUAUACCAUGCGGAUGAGCCGCUAUCAGAUGAUUCAGACUCUGGUCCAGUACAUCUUCCUGCAUAGCUGUAUUCUGGACAAGAUCUCAGAGGAACCACUGAUGGGCCUGUCCGGGACAGAGAUCUCCUGCCCCAUCCCUGUCAAAAGCUUCAUGCAGCAUUACACCCAGAAGUCGGCCAAGUCCAAAGCAGGCUUCCUGCGGGAGUAUGAGAUCCUUCUGGAGGUGGCAAAGGAUGAAGCCAGCUCUGCCGCACCCUCUGUAGGCAGCCAGCAGACCCGUCCCUGUUCCAGUAUUCUGGCAUAUGAUCGUGCCAGGAUUAAGUUUUCACCGCUGGAACAAGGCCCCUUCUCAGACGUCUUCCAGGCAUGGCUCAUCCCGGGCUGCAAUUCAGCUAGAGACUACCUAGCCAUCCAAGGGCCAGACAAAGUGACCAUGGAGGACUUCUGGAGUCUGGUGUGGGAACGUGGGGUCCACACCAUAGUAACCUUGCUGUCAUGUCCAGAGAAGAACCAGGUCCCAAGCGAGGCAUGCUGGCCCCUGGAGGGCGACCCAGUCUGCACUGAGAUGCUGACCAUCCAGCGCGGCACGGAGAAGCACAUCUCAGGAUGGAGGUGCAUCCAGCUCAAGCUGAAACACGAAAAGAAAGUGAAGGAGAGGCAGGUGCAGCGAUUCCUGUACCCACUGUGGGGGCGCAAGCAGCAGCCAGAUGCCCGUGCCCUGGUGGAGUUCCUUGCUGCCGUCAGACGCCACACGCCCCACAAGAAGAGAGCUGGUCCUCUGCUCCUGCACUGCAGCAGUGGCGUGGGCCAGAUGGGGACACUGAUUGCCUUGGACUGCCUGUUGCAUCAGCUGAAAGUGGAGCGGAGCGUGGAUGUCUAUGGGGUCACCCUCCGGCUGAUGAGGAGCUGCUGCCUCAUGACACCAACACUGGACCAGUAUAUGUUUCUGUACAUGUGCAUCCGGGACAUCCUUGCCCAAAGACUGCCCUAAAAAGAGAACAGCAGUUCCUGCCACAACCCUGUGCCUUUACUCCUGCUUUUGCUUCUGAAAAGGUGUUGGGCUGUGCAGGGAACAGAGCACUGUAGGACUGUUUGCACAAACAAGGCAAGGCUUCCAUUUACAGAGAAGAGGAUCUGCACGGGCCAGAGACCACAGUCCCCUCCCCAUCCCUGGAAGCCAGUUUGGAUUCUGAGGUAGGGCUGGGUUAGCACACAUCAUCUCAAGUUCUCCAUCUCUUCCAAGGAGGAUGUGCUAGGAGAGCCUAAUUCCCAUAUGCACUCUGCACCAGUCUCCCCUGGAGGCACCAUUCUCCUGCGAUAGGCAAUGCUACCAGACCUCAUGAUGCAAGCACUGAGUGGGUGGCAAGGUCCUGUCUGGGAUUCAACACUUCCUUGCUGCCUUGACGUCUCCUGGGAUUCCUGGCACUCUGGAAAUGUCAUUAAUGCAGUUACUGUGAUGCUUCGUCCAGGAUGCCUUACUGCUGUUCUUCCUCUGCCAAGCAUGGGGCAGACAGCUUUGUCAUCGAGCAUUGUCCUGCAGCCGGCAAGUCCUGCUGAGUAGGCUGAUCUCUGAAGAUGCUUGUGUCCAGGAGAAGGGCUGGGGGCUGCAGGCUCUACCCACUUCUCAGAAUACUGAGUGAACAUCCUGCACAUGCAGUGACUCAGCUGGGGCACAGUGGAAAUGGGCCUCUCCCACAACCAAUGAAUUGCUGAGCGCUGGCUAUGGAUAAUAAAGAAAACUGCCUUAGAAAACCUUGAAUGGGGGGGUGUUGAGUUGCAAGGUCCUGGACCUUCCAACAAGCAAGGCUGGGGCACAUGUUCCCUAGCGGUGGGCACCAGCCAGGACCAUGGUGUCCACAGGGCUUCUGAGCACUGCUUGCAUACACCAGUUGCUGUCAGAGCAUGACUGUUGUGUCUGUGCAGACGCUCCCUCAGCUGAGAACCAAGUUCUGGAAGAGGAGACCUCCCCAGCCAGCCCUGAGCCCGAAGACAACAGGGACAGGAGGUGCUCUCAGCACAGCCUGCGGGGAGCUCUCACCUACCUCCCGCUGCUGGGAGGAGGAGCAGGACUCUUGUUCUUCCUGGCAGCAUCACGUUUCAUGCUAGAGUCCUCUGUAUCCCCUAUCCUUAGAGCCUGUUUCGUGAUCUCUGUUAAGGUUAACGUGGAGGAAAUAUUGCAGCAGCUAAAAUUACCCACUGAUUAGGUCUCACAUGCUGCUGGCUUCUACAGGGAUGGGGGAGGAAAAUGGGGGACCAGUGUCCUCUACUAAUCUACUGGUUGCAGUAAAUACCCCCCCCAGCUGGGGUCUCCCUGAUCCCAUGAGCAUGCUAAUCCCAGUGCUUGGCUGCAACCCAUCUUGUUUCCCAGGGUUGUGUGGUCCCCAGCUGCUGGCUGUGAAGCUCCUUUCCCCCAUGGGAAACGUGGGGCCUCAUGAGGGCAAGUGAGCCCUGAGCAGGGAAUGUCUCUUCUGCUGCCUCCCGGCCUUCCACAGCCGCCAGCACAGCUCUGCCUUGCCAUCAUCCCAGCGGGCAUGCGAGCAAGGCACUGAGUAUGGAGCCCUUCUCUAGGGACUGCAGUUGGGUCCCCAGCAGGUGGCAUCAGCCUCCUUUACAACACAGGCAAAGGGAUUGGGAAUUUGGUUUCCAUCUUCCUGCUGGGAAGUGGUGCUGAGACCAGAGCUGGCAAUCUCAGGGUUGCCCAAAGGUGGUUUGUCACCCCCGGGUCAUGGCUGGUUCCCAAAAGCAGCACCAUUAAAGGAGAUAAGGGCUUCUCUAACAAGGAAAGCCCCAGCACCUCAUUCAGGAGGGAUGUCACCUGUGAGGGGUCCUAACAAGCAGCCUUGCCUGGGCUCGCUGCCUAGUGGGCCACACCUGGCUGUGGCUUUGACUGGCAGCCCUAACUCAGCUAAUGACUCCAGCUGGCUGCUGUCUGGGCCACUCGAUUGGCUUCUGGCAAGGGAUACUUACCUGGCAGGGGAAACACCAGGUAUCUGGGUCCAAGAAGGCAGUUUUCCUUAAGCGCUCCCAGGGAUAACUGUUCUUCUGGCAUGGUUUAGCACCCGCCGAGGUGUUGGGGCUUAAAGCCCACUUUAUGGAAAUGGGAGGUUCCUCCCUAGCUUGCUCGUGUGGCCAUAUGCCUGAGGGCAGGUGAAACUCGGGGGCAUCCAAACCCCAAGACUCCAGGUGUGGGCCUGCAAGUAGGCUGUCUGCCAAAAGACAUUGGAAACAUCUGAAGCCCCUGGUGGGGGUGGAUGACGUUUGCCAGUUGUAGGGCCACGUAUAGUUCUGGACUGACUCCUGGAUUUGGACUUGAUUUGGCUCAGAACAAAUUUCUUUAAAAAAACCCAACUUGAUUGGUUUCUGGGAGAGCAGUUGCCCUAUUUAGCUCUGGCUGUGACUGCAGGCUGCAGGUCAGCCAGUAGUUCCUGCUGAAAGUGUGCUCUGGUGAGCCUCUAUGAUCUAGUGCUCCUGGUUCCCUGACCCUGCUUGCUCUGUUCCUGGACUCUGACUUUUGUCUUAGAUUUGGUCUCUGACUCCUUAAUUUCAAUUUGGCUUGUGAUUUGGGCCUUGCUCCUGAGCCUAGUAACUUGGUAUCUGUUUGCCUGCCCCUGAAUUUGCCCUGUGUUUCGGACUCUGCACCUGUUUUUGGCCCUCCUUGGGUGGCCUGAUCACUAAGCCAUGCUGCCCGCAACCUGGUACCUUACAUCACUUUUUGUGGGGGAAGGAGGGGCAGGGCAAGGCACAGUGCUACACCCUCAUCCCUAUGCCCUGGUCCUGGCUGUGUCUGGGCCACUGAGGUGGUCAGGAUGCUCUGACUGCACCGUGCACAAGGGAGCUAUAGAGAGCAGGGGGCUGCACUUGCUGGGACCACCUGUGAGCCCUUGGUGAGUGGAUCCAGGGGUAACUAGGCCCUCGGGCCAGCUAGGGACAGGAGCUCAGGGGCUCUGCCAUGCAGGGAAGGCCCUGGGUAAUCCUUGAGUUGCAUGAGCAACCUUGGGCUCCUUUAAUCAGGUGAGCAGUUGGACCCACUCCUGAUCCAGCCUCUCCUAGGGAGGUAGAGGACGCCUUUACUCUUCCACAGACCCUCUCUCUUGCAGAAUGGAUGGAUGCAAAGGUUAAACCAAAAUUCCUCUGCAGGAGUGAUUGGUGCCACCUGAAUCUGCGGGGGCACCUGCAGAAACCACCAACAGUGGCAGCCCUGUCGGGGGGGCACCAGCCUUACCGACAGCAUCAGUGUCGGCUGUCAGGCAGGCACCAGCCCCGUCAGGAAGGGCAUGUGCACCCCCAUGCACCCCCUACCAGUUGCCUAUGCCCCUCCGUCCUGAGAAAACUGGCUCAGUCCCAUACAUGGGAAGCUCCCAGCUCUUGGGGCACAAGCUCAGCUAUAGCAAUGGGCCUCAUGAGGGUGUCUUCAUUUGGGUGCCUUCCCACCCACCGGUCUCUUGCUCCUUUGGCCAGUGGAAGGCUCUUCAUGGAGGAGUCAUCUCAGUCCCCACCCUCAGGCAUCUGGCCUGGGGACUGUCAUGGCCUCAGAGCUGCUCAGGAAGGUUUUGACAAAGCUAUUUUUAUUCGGAAAAAAUGCUGAUUUGUCAACACUAAAAGUGUUUGCGGAAAAUUUCUUUGACACUUCCUGAAAAGGAAAAAAGGAUUGGAAUUACCGAACUGUCUGUUCUGAUGCUGCCUGGAUUCAAGCCGUAUGUUUUGUCUGAAAUAAACUGAAGCUAGAAAUGAAAA